Parnassius apollo (apollo) is the source of this 297-nucleotide messenger RNA. The record is from the annotation of a GenBank genome assembly. Lineage: Eukaryota; Metazoa; Arthropoda; Insecta; Lepidoptera; Papilionidae.
AUGCCGAAAUUUAAGGGAAGAAUUAGCGAUAGAGGAAAAUGGGACGAAAAUAAAAUGAAAGAAGCUGUUAAAAAUGUGAUGGAAGGCAAGUUAUCUGUAAGACAAGCGGCAGACAGGUUUGAUGUCCCAAGAAGCUCACUUCACGAUCGCCUGAAAGUUUUGAAAAGUGGCAAAGAGGUUGCUUUUUACCCGAAGUUGGGGCGAUUUGAAACCACAUUUUCUAAAAACUUUUUUAUGCAACUAUAUGAGCACGUUAAAGAACUGGACAAUCGUCUUAUGCCAUUAAGUAGGAAGUAG